AUGGAAGAGGAGCCAGAGAGAAAGAAUUUACUGGUUUUACCUAGCUUUGAAAAAGAACCUAAUGCAAGUAGCUGUGAUGGAACUAAAUAUUUAAACACUUAUGUAGGAGAUAAGGAGAAAUUAAAUGAAUUUACGGUACUUUGUGUUCCUGACAAAACAGAUGUUGAGUCUCCUGAUAUCUAUGAAUCUGUUAAUAAUUUACAAUCAGUUUCGCCAAUGUUUAAAAAUGAUCCAGUUUUAUUUAUGAAUAAAUCAAUCACACCUGGAUUGAAGUUAAUUCAAUUAGAAAUGGGUCCAUGCCAACCAGUUGCUACCGAUUUACCCAAUGGUAAAUUUCCUAAAGAUGAAUCAAAUCCACCACGUUCGUUUUCAACAUCAUAUUAUACAAAGUUGGUUAAUGGAAAGUCUGAACAUCGAUCGUGGAUUACAUACUCGCCUUCAAUGAAUAGAAUUUAUUGCUGGACAUGCAAACUGUUUGGUUCUAUUAGAGCUCAAAAAAACUCUUUUGUCACUACAGGUUGCAAUUCAUGGGGACAUUUAGGUGGUUUAUAUGGUCAAAUUCAUUUACAUGAAACUUGUAAAGAUCACUUAGAAGCUGAAUUAAAUAAAAUAAUGUACAUAAAUAAUAAUCGUGUUGAUAUUCAGUUAAUGAAUUCUAAUAAUAAGCAUGUUGCAAUGAAUAGAGCAGUUGUGCAUGUAUUAAUGGAUAUAGUGUUAUGUUUAUCCAAACAUAAUGAUGCAUUCAGAGGCCAUACUGAGUGUUUAACUAAUGGUAAAAGUGGAAAAUUUCUAGAUUGGGUCAACGUUUUUGCCAAACAUCAUACAAUUUUAGCUACACACUUGGAAAAUAUUAAAUCAUCAACAAAAAAACAAAGAUUGACAUUUCUAUCUAAAUCAUCACAAAAUUCUAUGCUCAACUGUAUUGCUGAAUCGAUCCGUGAAACUAUUUUAAAGGAAGUGAAAGCGGCUGGAAUGUAUUCACUUAUACUGGACUCUACAACGGAUGUGUCAAAGCUCGACCAAUUUGCUUUUGUAUUGAGAUAUUGUACAAACGAUGGGCUUAUAAAAGAGCGAUUAAUUUGUGUUGAUGAAACAGUAGAUUCAACUGGAAAUGGGAUGUAUGAGUUAUUUUGUAAAGUAUGUGACAAAUAUAAUUUAAAUUGGAGGCAUGAUCUGAUUGGACAAGCUUAUAACGGGGCAUCUAAUAUGCAAGGAGCUGUAAAAGGAUUACGCUCAUUAAUACAAAAUGAAAAUAAAAGUGCACUACAUAUAUGGUGUAGUGCACAUUGCUUAAAUUUAGCGGUUGUUGAUUGUUGUGAAGCAACUGAAUGUGCACAAGACUUUUUUGGUACAAUUAGUAGUUUGGUAACAUUUUUAGGUGCCAGAAAGAGAACCGCAACAUAUGUAGAGUUUCAAAAACAAUUAUAUAAAAACCAACGUAUUCGUAGGUUAAAAAGUUUUUCUGCUACGAGAUGGACAUACCAUGACCGUUCUUUAGAAGUUAUACAAAUGACUUAUAAAUCAAUUAUUUUAACAUUAAAAAAAAUUAGCCUUGAAGAAACUGACAAAAAAAACAGACAUUUCGCUAAUAGUUUUUUAAAGCAACUUAAUUCUUUUAAAUUUGUUCUUACAAUGCAUAUGAUGCGCAAUAUAUUCUCAAUUACUACACCUUUAUCAAAUUAUUUACAAAAUCCUGCCAUCGAUUUCAUUCAAGCAAUACAUUUAAUUAAAGUGACUCGACAACAAAUACAAGAUUUACGAGCAAUGAAAACUGAAUCUGUAUAUGAGAACCUAUUUACAGAAACAAAAUUAUUUUGUGAAGCACAAGACUUAGAGGAACAUGAUUUAGCAGAGGUGCGUACAUCUCACAAGAAAAGAAUGAGUGGAGAAAUAAGUAGUGAUGAAAGAAUAACUUCAGCAAAUUACCGCUAUGUAUGUGAAGUUUAUAGAUGUUCAUUGGAUGCAAUUUUAUCUAAACUAGAUGAUAGAUUUAGUGGUUCUGAAAAUAUCUUCAAAGAAUUUUCAUUACUACUACCUGAACGCUUAGAGUUAAACAAAGUCUCCCCAAAUAAAUUUGAUUACUUGGUAAACUGUGAUCAAAAUGAUACUGACAGUGAUGAUUCCGAAGAAACAAUACAUGUUACUGCCAUAUACUCGGCACUGUGUAAAAUGGGAAUGGUGUCAGCUUUUCCAAAUUUAUUCAUGGCUUAUAAGUGGAUUUGUACUUUGCUACCAAUAUCAGAAACUGCAGAACGAUGUUUUUCCAAGCUUAAACUCAUUAAAACAAAAUUACGCUCUACUGUUGGAGAAAAAAGGUUAGAUAAUUUAAUGUUAAUUUCUUGUAACCCUGAUAUAGAAGUAUCAAUUGAAGAUGCUAUUAAUAAAUUUGCUUCAACUUCCAGUGUUUUGCAAAAAGCAUUAAUGUUUGUAAUAUCAAGUUGCUUACUUGGUUAUUUAGAAUUCGUAUUAAAAGAAAAUGUAUCAAUCGCAUCUAAGUCAGAAGAUACAAAAAGUUUUGAUAAAGAUGUUCAAAUAUUGGAGAAUACAUCAAAUGACUUAACAUCUAUUGAAUCAUCAAAUGAUUUACAGAAUAAUAUAAAAUGUUCGGUUAAUGAAGAGUUUCCUAUGCACAAUAAUUGUAUUAGUAACAUUAAUAAUAGUUUAAAUACAGAAGUAGAAUAUGUCCAAAAUUAA
This is a messenger RNA of Metopolophium dirhodum (rose-grain aphid), 2694 nucleotides long. RefSeq names its product zinc finger MYM-type protein 1-like. The transcript is spliced from 6 exons. Bases 1 to 2694 code for a protein of 897 amino acids. The record is from RefSeq and is a predicted model, not a curated record. Lineage: Eukaryota; Metazoa; Arthropoda; Insecta; Hemiptera; Aphididae.